CGAGCAGAAGGGGAGCUGAGGCGCCGCCGCCGCCAUUUUCCCGGAGCGGCCGUUCUCGCCCAUCUCCCUCCCGUGUCUUCCCUCCCCCCCGCCCCCACAUUUGCCUCUUGUUUUAGGAGUCGGAGGAGCCGGGCCGACAUGAGCGAUGUCGAGGAGAACAACUUCGAGGGCAGAGAGUCUCGCUCUCAGUCAAAAUCUCCAGCCGGAAGUCCUGCUCGGGUAAAAUCGGAGAGCAGGUCAGGAUCUCGUAGUCCAUCAAGGGCUUCCAAACAUUCUGAGUCUCACUCCAGAUCAAGAUCAAAAUCCAGAUCAAGGUCCCGGAGGCACUCUCACAGGCGAUACACUCGAUCUAGAUCCCACUCCCAUUCUCAUAGGAGGAGAUCUCGAAGCAGGUCUUACACACCAGAGUACCGUCGCCGAAGGAGCCGCAGUCACUCUCCAAUGUCUAACCGAAGAAGGCAUACAGGCAGCAGAGCUAAUCCUGAUCCGAACACGUGUCUUGGUGUAUUUGGCCUCAGUUUGUACACCACAGAAAGAGACCUGCGUGAAGUAUUUUCUCGAUACGGACCCUUGAGUGGUGUCAAUGUGGUUUACGAUCAGCGAACUGGACGAUCAAGGGGAUUUGCGUUUGUUUAUUUUGAGAGAAUAGAUGAUUCAAAAGAGGCAAUGGAAAGGGCGAAUGGGAUGGAACUGGAUGGCAGAAGGAUCCGGGUUGAUUAUUCUAUCACCAAGAGAGCCCAUACACCUACCCCAGGCAUCUACAUGGGCAGACCUACCCAUAGUGGAGGCGGAGGAGGUGGCGGCGGCGGAGGUGGCGGUGGAGGUGGUGGUCGACGCCGUGAUUCGUACUACGAUAGAGGAUACGACAGAGGAUAUGACAGAUACGAAGAAUAUGAUUACCGGUACAGGAGAAGAUCACCUUCACCUUAUUAUAGUCGAUAUAGAUCACGGUCAAGAUCUCGUUCCUACAGCCCAAGGCGUUAUUGAUGAGUUGAGAACUUGGAUUUUUAAGGAUCUUCUGGAUUUUCCCUACCGUCUAAUCUUCAUCAUCCCUCUAAAAGAAAACCUUUUAAAGAAUGCUGGUUAAUUUAGAGUCUACUCCUUUUGAGUCAAUAAAUAGCUGUUUUCAAUCCCUUUUAUUCUCUUAAAAGUGUAAUUGUAGUUUUGUGUAUUUACACAUCUUGAGCAAAUCUAAAUGGAAAUCCCAGCGUUAAUACAUUUUCUAAAUUUGUUUUAUUUCUUAAAAAAAAAAAUUAACUCCUAGUCUGAGGAAGGUUUUUUUAAAGUUUGUGUUUUGUGUAUAUCAUACACAUACUAUAAUAGAAAUCUGCAUUUGCAAGUAACCUGUUAAUGUUUUUGUUAAAUGUUUGCCUACUUCUUUGGGAGAAUAAAAAGUCACAUCUUUAAAACGCCUCCAAAAUGACAAGUUUUAGUAGUUUCAACAGGAGAGGGUGGGUGGGCAGUCAUGUAGUUAAAUGUAGAAAUGAAGCUGUAGAAGAAAAUUGUUUUUUGAUCAUUUCUUUUGAAGAACUGUGAUCCCUAAAAAUUAGAUUUGUGUCAUAGAAAAAAAAGCUCGUGGAAUCCUUCACAGCAUAUUACAUUUGAAAUAUACCUAUUUAACUGUGCAAAUUUGCUGAAAGUGUGGUUUUUGUGGGGGGGUUCUUUUGUACUCAGUUUAAAUGUUUCCUUAAUCAGUGAAGGACAACCUGUAUUUAUUGAAUAUAGCAAUUAGUUAUAUAAUUUGCUGUUCAUAGAAACUCAUUUGGUUAUUGGGAUAAUGGUUAAGCAAGUUUUUAGUUUACAGUCCUUAUAAGUGGCCAUAUGUAUGGGGGAAAAUGACCAUAUUAUAUAAGUCUCCUGUUUCUCAAAAUAAAGUUAACUCCAUUUAAA
Messenger RNA from Tachyglossus aculeatus (Australian echidna), 1890 nucleotides. RefSeq names its product transformer 2 alpha homolog (gene TRA2A). Gene Ontology annotation, cellular component: spliceosomal complex. The record is from RefSeq and is a predicted model, not a curated record. Gene Ontology annotation, molecular function: RNA binding. Gene Ontology annotation, biological process: positive regulation of mRNA splicing, via spliceosome. The transcript has 8 exons. Lineage: Eukaryota; Metazoa; Chordata; Mammalia; Monotremata; Tachyglossidae. Bases 139 to 987 code for a protein of 282 amino acids.